AUGGUCACAUUAAAUUUUAAAGACUUCAAGAAGGAGAGAAUCAGCCUAGAGCUGGAACUUAGUGCAUUUGUUUCGGAUGUCAAACAGCAGUUAGCGCAACUUAAAAGUUGUGAAGAGUCUCAGAUCAAAUUGAUCUAUUCUGGUAAAGUUCUGCAAGAUGACAAGACGCUUGAGGAUUGCAAGUUGAAAGACGGAGACCAGGUAAUUUUCAUGGUGUCUAAAAAGAAGUCAACCACUACAAAGACGACAGUAGCACCAAGUGAAAAUGAUAACGACGUAAAUAUGACGCCAGUGACCAGUGAAAAUGCCAGGGAUCAGGGAGCGCAGCAACAGACCAGCCAAUCAGGUGACGUACAGGCGGAAGAAGCCUCAACUUCCACAGACCAGACCCAAACGGGAUUCGUCACUGGGUCUCAGCGGGACGAGACGAUUCAACGGAUCAUGGAAAUGGGUUACGACCGCCAGCAAGUGGAGUCAGCUUUGAGAGCCGCAUUUAACAAUCCCGACAGGGCCGUCGAGUAUCUUUUGAUGGGAAUACCUGAACACUUACAGCAGCGACAAGCCUUGAACGCGCAAGCGCAGUCAUCCGCGGAAACUCCCUCCCAGCAUACCCAGGGCCAAGAAUCUAGACAAGUUGAACAAGCCCAGACGGCCGAUGACGAUCUUUUCGCACAAGCAGCUGCGUCCAUAGGUGAAGAAGAAGGUGGAGACAGCGGCAGAGUACCGGGCACGAUUGGAUUGACAAUGGAAGACUUGCUUGCGCUCAGACAGGUGGUAAUAGGCAACCCAGAAGCUUUACCUCCUUUACUUGAGAGCCUGAGCGCAAGAUAUCCAGAAUUGCGCGAACGUAUCAUGAGCAGUCCCGAAACGUUCAUCAGCAUGCUUCUCGAAGCCGUUGGAGGGUCUUUGCCGGAGGGGCUAGUUGAGGGUGGUGACAGCGGUGACGCUGCAGGCAUUGAAGAUUUGCAGGGAGGAGGAGAAGAAGGCGCAGAAGGCCCUGUAGAGGGUGCUGAAGCGGGUGCAGGUCCGACAAUCGAAUUGACACCGCAAGAUCAAGAAGCCAUUGUACGUCUGUGUGAACUUGGAUUUGAGAGAUCUCUUGUCCUCCAAGUCUAUUUUGCUUGCGACAAGAACGAGGAAGUUGCUGCCAACAUGCUUUUCAGCGAUUACAAUGACGAGUAA
Molecule: messenger RNA, 1182 nt
Organism: Lachancea mirantina
Lineage: Eukaryota; Fungi; Ascomycota; Saccharomycetes; Saccharomycetales; Saccharomycetaceae
Source: the annotation of a GenBank genome assembly